GGAUGUGAAGCUCACACCCGAUCGGGCAUAUGUUGCAGAGGUACAAGAAUUACCAACAGAAGUUAAUGGGUCAAGGGUUAACGAAUGAAGCUAUGAUGGAGCCAUGGAAUGUACAGGUGAACGAUGAGGAUAUUUUAAUGAAGGUGGAGGCACACUUUGAAACUGCUAGAGGCGUAAUGGAAAGGAAGCGAAACGAGGCAGCGACACGUGCGCAAUACCCGGGGUUAGACGAAUUGAGUUCUAAGCUCAAUAGUAAUGCUGCUCGCACCGAAGUAUCGGAACAAUAA
Messenger RNA from Sphaeroforma arctica JP610, 287 nucleotides. RefSeq lists its product as hypothetical. Lineage: Eukaryota; Ichthyosporea; Ichthyophonida. Bases 30 to 287 code for a protein of 85 amino acids. The record is from RefSeq and is a predicted model, not a curated record. The transcript has a single exon.